GGAAUGUUCUGCUGUUCGUCACAAAGACUCCUUGCUGCUUCUCUACAUGCUCAUUCACAGCUACGUCACUUCUAACUCAGGUUUUUGUCUGCAUCUGUUAUCUCUGGAAAACAAGCACUUUGCACAUCACUAUUGAACAUGUCGAAGAUAUUAACGCCGCGAAACGCUGCCAUUGGUGCUGGUGUGGUUGGUGUAAUAGCCUACUUGGGCUCGAAACGAACUGCACCGAUUGAGACCUUCGGAUCACAAAACGUUGCGAAUCGGUUCUCUGCUGGCGGAGCGAGUAAGACACAUACUCCGGCCAUAGCGACAAAACUAGGAGGUGAUCCUGAUCAUGUCACAUCGAACCAGAUGAAUCCUAAGGGCAUCGAUUCCAAACACUUCAAGGAGCACAUUGUGCCUCAGAAAGCGGGCGAAUCUGGAGGUGGGGCACCAUUUGGCAAGACACUGAAUGAGUCGGCGUACGGUCAUAAGGAUGGAAAGUGA
Molecule: messenger RNA, 486 nt
Organism: Pseudocercospora fijiensis CIRAD86
Lineage: Eukaryota; Fungi; Ascomycota; Dothideomycetes; Mycosphaerellales; Mycosphaerellaceae
Exons: 3
Coding region: 139-486 (115 amino acids)
Source: RefSeq, a predicted model, not a curated record